Messenger RNA from Gadus chalcogrammus (walleye pollock), 567 nucleotides. RefSeq names its product protein shisa-6 (gene shisa6b). Gene Ontology annotation, cellular component: dendritic spine membrane; AMPA glutamate receptor complex; postsynaptic density. The transcript has a single exon. The record is from RefSeq and is a predicted model, not a curated record. NCBI's taxonomy places the organism in Eukaryota, Metazoa, Chordata, Actinopteri, Gadiformes, Gadidae. Gene Ontology annotation, biological process: regulation of short-term neuronal synaptic plasticity; regulation of AMPA receptor activity. The coding region runs from base 1 to 567 and encodes 188 amino acids.
AUGGGGAUACAGCACCUUUUACUUCUGCUCAUAUACCUGGACCCGCUGUGCGUGCUGGGCGCUGCCCCCGGCGGCGGGAAAAAGGUGGCCAACAAGGUGCCCAAAAAGAGCGCGAAACCCAAAGACGCAGCAAACAACAUCACCUCCGCGGCGGUUCCAACCGCGGCGUCGCAGAAGAACGUGCCCCUGUCGACGGCCGCCAGCAACCACGACACAUGCCUGGGCUACUACGACGUGAGCGGCCAGUAUGACAAACAGUUUGUGUGCAACAACACGAACCACCGCUUCUGCUGCGGGACCUGCUACCUGCGCUUCUGCUGCGAGUACAAGAAGGACCGGCUUGACCAAAAAGCAUGCCGGAACUACCACUCGCCCGACUGGGUGCAGACGCCGUCCCCGGCGCCCGUCCCGACGGGGGAGACGUACGACCCGAGCAUGGACCAGACGAACACCGCGGUGUACAUCACGUGUGGGAUCAUUGCCUUCAUUAUAGUGCUCGGCGUGUCGGCCAAAGUUGCCUACGACAAAGCCACGGAACCGCCUCAGGAGAUGAAUAUUCAUAGGUGA